AUGUAUCUAACAACUGCUACACAGCCUGAUUUGUCAUACGUUUCCAGUCUCCUUAUCCGUUACAUUGAGAAUCCUUCGGUGAAACAUAUUUUGGUAGCAAAACGGGUAUUACGCUAUUUAAAGGGAACUGCUGAUUUUGGAAUUCUUUACAAGAAGGGUGGAGUAAAUGAACUUGUGGCAUACACAGACAUCGAUUAUGCAGGUGACGUAGAUGAUCGGAAAAGCACUUCCGGCUAUGUUUUCAUGCUUAGCUCUGGAGCAGUUUCAUGGUGCUCAAAGAAACAACCUGUGGUUAGCUUAUCCACUACAGAAGCUGAAUUUAUAACUACUGCUUCUUAUGCUUGUCAAGCAGUGUGGUUACAAAGGAUACUAUCAAAUUUAAAUCAGAUUUCUGAGAGUAAAGGCAUAUCGGUUAACUGCGACAACAGUUCUACUAUUAAGCUGUCUAAAAACCCAGUUUUGCAUGGCUGCAGUAAACAUAUUGAUGUCAGAUUUCAUUUUCUUCGUGAGAUGUCCAAAGAAGGAAUUGUAAGUUUGAUUUAUUGUGCUAGUCAAGAACAAUUAGAAGAUCUUAUGACCAAACCAUUAAAGUUGGGAGUAUUCUUGAAGUUGCGAAAGUCUCUUGGUGUUUGCUCUGAAAUUGAAGUAAACUGCAAACCAGAAGUUAAAAUGAGAAGUUGCAGUUUAAGGGAGGAUGUUGAGGACAGAAAUUAA
This is a messenger RNA of Vicia villosa (hairy vetch), 714 nucleotides long. RefSeq names its product secreted RxLR effector protein 161-like. The record is from RefSeq and is a predicted model, not a curated record. The transcript has a single exon. Lineage: Eukaryota; Viridiplantae; Streptophyta; Magnoliopsida; Fabales; Fabaceae. The coding region runs from base 1 to 714 and encodes 237 amino acids.